GCUAUUUCUUCGUUUUCUUGCUGAUCUAUUUGAACACCAGAUGUCUCUUGCAACACCUGUCCCUUCCGAGCAAAGAAGUCAUCAAUCGUCAAGUGUUCCCGGCGCUUUGAGGCCCUGUUGAAGAUGAAUCUCGUCCACCAAUUACAUUGUCGAGGGAUGUCGUUGUGGAUGUCGGGUGGGUCACAGUAGUCAGCUCAUUGUCAGAUAGCCAAGAGGCUUGCGAUGGUUCCCAGUCAAUAUCGUCCUCAGAUGUCUGCUCCCAAGUACGUUCCUGGUCUUCCCCUGCAUCUGUAUGGAUCUGACGAGGUACGAGUUCUUCAAGCCUAUCUUUUUCUGUGCCUUGAAGAUUUGUAUCUGCUGCGAGCGCCACAAGUGACACUGGAUUCAGUGCUUCUUGACCGGGGGUGUCAAUCUGCAGACACGAUGCCAAGUUGAGAUGGUGUCGAGAGCAUGACAAGUCGUUCUAUGGCAGGCGGCACAUCCUCCAUCACAAAGCUUUUCAAGAUAGCAUAAUGGAUCGUGCUCGCAGCAUAAAACCCACAGGAUGUCCAAUCGGGUUGAUCAGCGUGGAACAGGGUGUCACCCAUCCACUUGAAUGUUCCCCCCAGUCGCGCCUCCGCCCACCACUGCACUUUGCGCACGAUUUCGGCAGGGACUAUGAAGCCUUGGUGAUACAAGCUAUCACCUGCAGCACACUUGCAUUGCGAUAAAAUGCUUCUCUUUUGCCAAAAACACCGGAAAGACCAAGCGGCGGUUUUCCGAACGUAGUGUCUGCUCCAGCUUAUUGAGGAACCGCGGCGAUGGUGAUGAAGAGUAAUAGGUCCGGUUCUUGGCCUUUUCGAGCUCAUUCCAAAACUCGAGGCCCACGACGGUAACUUGCGCAUCAACGUUCUCAGUUGACACUUUUUUGGCGACCCAAUGGGCCAUCAUGUCGACAAUAGCUGUACUGACCAUUCUAUUG
Messenger RNA from Heterobasidion irregulare TC 32-1, 961 nucleotides. RefSeq lists its product as uncharacterized. The transcript has 4 exons. Bases 223 to 435 code for a protein of 70 amino acids. Lineage: Eukaryota; Fungi; Basidiomycota; Agaricomycetes; Russulales; Bondarzewiaceae. The record is from RefSeq and is a predicted model, not a curated record.